Vanrija pseudolonga is the source of this 757-nucleotide messenger RNA. RefSeq names its product Actin-related protein 2/3 complex subunit 4 (gene Arpc4). Bases 59 to 568 code for a protein of 169 amino acids. Lineage: Eukaryota; Fungi; Basidiomycota; Tremellomycetes; Trichosporonales; Trichosporonaceae. The record is from RefSeq and is a predicted model, not a curated record. Gene Ontology annotation, molecular function: actin filament binding. Gene Ontology annotation, biological process: actin filament polymerization; Arp2/3 complex-mediated actin nucleation. Gene Ontology annotation, cellular component: Arp2/3 protein complex; actin cytoskeleton. The transcript has 5 exons.
CGUCUCCAUCGCAUCGACACUAGACGUCCCGGGGCUCAUAGACGACACAAGAGUCACGAUGUCCAACACACUCCGCCCCUACCUCAACGCCGUGCGCUCGACGCUCACGGCCGCUCUCACGCUCGAGAACUUUAGCUCGCAGGUGGUCGAGAGGCAUAACAAGCCGGAGAUUGAGGCUGGCACAACACCCGAGGUCCUCCUCAACCCCGUCGUGGUCAGCCGUAACGAGCACGAGCGCGUGCUCAUCGAGCCCUCUAUCAACUCGAUCCGCGUCAGCAUCAGCAUCAAGCAGGCCGACGAGACGGAGAAGAUCCUGUGCCACAAGUUUACGCGGUUCAUGACCAUGCGCGCUGAGAACUUUAUCAUCCUGCGCCGGAAGCCUAUUGCCGGCUACGACAUCUCGUUCCUCAUCACCAACUUCCACUCGGAGACAAUGCUCAAGCACAAGCUCGUCGACUUUAUCAUCCAGUUCAUGGAGGACGUUGACAAGGAGAUCUCGGAGAUGAAGCUCAGCCUCAAUGCGCGUGCGCGUAUUGUGGCCGAGAGCUACCUUUCGACUUUCACGUAAGGUUACAGUAGAUGUCUGACGGAGGUUCACGUUGCAGGAGGCGUCACUGGUGAAGAGUCAAGGGCGAGAUGAGGCUCCUGCAAGCGGGCUCCAAGAGAAGAUUGUAUUGUAUCAGGGAUGUCACGAUACCCCGCAAGGCGGCGCGGCGCGCAAGCUGGGCCUUCGCUGCGAGCGAUGGAGUCUAUGGAG